Molecule: messenger RNA, 1284 nt
Organism: Nematolebias whitei (Rio pearlfish)
Lineage: Eukaryota; Metazoa; Chordata; Actinopteri; Cyprinodontiformes; Rivulidae
Gene: dorip1
Product: chromosome 21 C14orf28 homolog
Exons: 5
Coding region: 168-1178 (336 amino acids)
Source: RefSeq, a predicted model, not a curated record
UUUAUGUAGGCCAACUUGAGACGUGCGAGCGAGAUUGUUUGUAUCUUAUAAAAACGCCACUAUUCUAUUCUAGUUAGAAAUUGCGUGAAAUUACGAUUUACCACGUCUUAUUUGUCGAGCUUUAAACUUUAAAGUGCCGCGUAAGUCAUGAAGAAGCACAGAGAGCUAUGGAGAAUCGAUUCAGUAGCGUUUUGAACGACCCCUCCAGAUUUUCAUACGCCGAGAACAAUCUCCACAACGAAAGAUCUAAGACUCUGUUUGAGGAAAUCCGUGCCUCCAUAAACAACAAUGACGAAGAGGAUCGCUCCUUCUGGAGGCCUGUGCUUCCAUGGGGGGGCGUCUUCACCAUAAAGGCAGGACGGAAGGCCAUCUCAUGCAUCCCCCUGUACGUGGAGGUCCAGCUGAAAAACACAUGCACCAUUGAUGGCUUUCUUAUGAUCUUGUACGUGAUCCUGAGGGACAACCAGGGUUUCCACAGGGAGCUGGCUGUCUUCCUGGGCAAGCAGUUUGUGGAGCAUUUCCUCUACCUGAUGGACUCCUGUGAGUACACCACGGUGAAGAUGCUGUGGAUAUGGAACAGGAUGUCUAAGAGACAGUACCGCUCUGAGAUCCACAGGGCAGCCCUGGAGAUAGACCUGUUUGGGAACGAGCAUGAGAAUUUCACAGAGAACCUGGAGAACCUCAUGUCUACGACUCAGGAGAGCCUGUGCACCAACUGUGACUGUUCUGGCCGCUUCCAGAUCUUUAGGAAAACCACCAUCAACAUCAGCCCUCCUCAUGAACUUCCUCACAAAGACCCGAUUCAGUCAGCUGUGGAUGAGUUUUUCAGCCCCAAGCUCCUGCUCUGCACAGAACAAGGGUGCAAUGGACUAAGGGAGUUCUCUCAAAGGCUUUUCUGCCAUGGACCUCCACCCUUUGUUAUCCUCAACAUGCAGCAGUGGAGGUCAGAGGAUCUGUCCUAUGUCCCUUACCAUCUGGCUCUUUGUCAGCACAGAUAUUUACUAGAGGGCGCCACACUCUUCAACAAGCAGGAGCAUCAUUACUCUGCAGCCUUCCAGAUAGAUGGCUGCUGGAUGCACUAUGAUGGGCUGAGAAGUGAUAAUCUGAUCCUGCUAAACAAACCACCGGAGCUCCUGCUGCUGUCCUCCUUGGUCUACAUCCGCGCAUCAGACAAAUGACGCUCGCCACAGAUGGACCAGAAGUCACACCAAACGCCCAAAAAAUGCAUUGAAUGCAUCAGACUUACUUUUUUCAGAGCUAAUUCCUAUUAUUGGCAUUUUUGCU